GGCAGUGCCUCUGCUAUAACUUCUGUGCUACAGGCAUCUCAAGCUCCCCCUCUGCUCUGCAGCUUGCACAAAAUCUCAGGCUGCAUGCUUCCUGCAGCACCCCCAAGCGUGAGAUUCUCUAGCAUGGGGCUAGCUGUUGCAGAUACUGUCAACUUGUUUCACUUUCGCUGUGUGGUUGUGGUGUUGCUGCAGGAAUUACAAUAAACACCACCCUGGGUGAUAGUCUUGAGCAGAAAUUUGAUGUGUCUUGAGGCAUCGAGUGAGGCUGCAGUUGUCUGGGCUCAUUUUCCAGAGUGGCUGUGAUUCAAGUAGCUCCUGUAACUACGGGCAGCAAAUUGUACAGAUGCCUCAUGAUGUGGACAGGCCCAAUGGCCCAGCUCACCCCCUCAUCUCAAAACCCCGGGGGAAAUGGGCUCAGUACACAAACUACAUUUGCAUUGUUCUCUGUAUGUUGAUGCUGUAUCUCAAGGAGGAGAGCCUUUAUCAAGUUGCACAGUGCUUCACCUUCCACUUCAUGGCCCUGCAGAUUGGAGCACUGCUCAAAGGGGUCUGCUACUUCUCAGAAGAAAUCCACCACGUCAGAUCCAGGUACUGUGGCAGUUACUGGAGGGCACUGAACGCUUGCCUGAAUGUGGAGCGGCAUGUGCCCCUGAUGCUGAUCUGUGGGUGCGCCUACCUGACCCUGCUCAGCCAGAAUGGGCUCCAGCUUUGUCUCAGCCUGAUGCUUGUAUGCCUCUGCCAGCUCCUCAACACUGCUUUCAGGCUUCACAGACCCAGUACAGUGGAAAUUUCUGAAAUCUGUGAAAAGUACAACCACAAUGUAGCCUAUGGACUAGCCUGGUCCUAUUAUGUUGGCUAUUUAAAAAUAGUGCUGCCACGCCUUAAAGAUUCAAUAGAAGAGUUCAACAGAACCAAUAACAAUUUGCUAAAAUGGAAGGAGACCUGGAAAUUGCACAUCCUGAUCCCACUCAGCUGUGAGAUAUAUGAUGACCUGCAAAAAGCUGAUAGCAACAUCCAUUUCUGGAGGGAUCUCCCAGAGCUGAGGCUGGACCAAGCUGGCACUAAGGGAAGAGUGUACAAGCAAAAUGUCUAUGAAGUUAUAGAUGAAGACAGAAAGCUGAAUUACUGCAUUGUGGAGUAUGCCACCCCGCUAAAGACCCUCUUCACAAUGUCUCAUGACGAAAGUGCUGCUUUCAGCCGGGAAGAUCGCCUGGAGCAAGCCAAGCUCUUCUACAGGACCCUGGAGGAGAUCUUGCAGAACUCCAAGGAGUGUGCAGGCUCCUAUCGGCUCAUUGUGUAUGAAGAGUCAGGAGCCAGUGAGGGCCAUUUCCUGUCAAAGGAGAUCCUAAGACACAUUAGGCAACAGCACUGCGAAGAAUACGCCAUGUGCAACGGGAAUCACCACAACCCACAGCCCACAGAUGUCUUCUCUACGGAGCCUGACCUCCUGAUCAGCGAUUCUGAGCUGCCUAGGCCUCUCCGUAGUGAUGCUUUCUGAAACGUGUACACGUGGAAGCCAGGUUUCUGUAUUCUCUUUGGGAUCUUGAAGUGAACAAGAGUACAGCACUGCGGCCUUCUUCCUUUUGCUAUGUGCACUGUUUCCCAUCAUCACACACUUUCUGAAAUCAGAGUUCUCUCAGGGUUACAUCUUUACCACUAUUAUGGGUCAACCCUAAGCCAUAUAUAAGCUGCCCCUUCUAUUCCGUAUCAUGCCUUGCUGUGGUGGUAUGUCAAGCACAACAGGACAGACAAAAUAGUAGGCAGGCUUAUUCCUAAGAGAGCUCAGCUUGAGGGACAGAAAGCUUCCUGACCCUGUGAUGAAACUCAUCUAGGAAUCAGUCUGCUUACUACUUGUCUCUCCUGCUGUGCUUGGCUUCAAUUCUAGGCAGUAGAGAUGAGAGGUGUGGUGGAGAAGCACUGGAAGUCAACUACCGAACUCUAUGAGAUGGGUGCUGAUGGCCUUAUGUGCCAGUUUCCUCGGUACUGUCUGGGUGAAUUCUGGGUGAAUUCUGUAUGGGAGGGGUGGGUGAGCUAGAGGGAAGCUUGACUAUGAAACCUGGCCCUCAACGGGGCUUUUGGGGGUUGGGUGGCUGCUACCAAGGAUCAACUUUACAGUGGUUAAUAUAGAUAGUCAUCAUAUUUAAGCAAGAGAGCAAGCUAUAGAGCAGUCCUGAGUAGAAAUUUAGAUUUAGCCUGUUCUUCUACAGAAAGCUGAGCACCCCUUUUGUCUGAUUUUGGGGAGGUGGGAAAAUCAAACAUGACUCUUAUAAGCUACUUGCAUGCUUAACAUCUUAUUAUACCCUAAUACUUUACCUAUUGUUAUACUGCCAUACAUGUAUGGAUCUUAAGCAUCAGCUUUUUGUAAUAAACUAACUUAACAUUCUUAGCAGUUACUGCAUUUUCCUGUACUUUCAGGCCUUAGUGCUAUAUUAAGAAGACUGGUACAUAUUGUGUUUUCUCACAUGCAACAUACCCCUGAAUAUAAUAAAUACCUUGUUUUUAAGAAGGAAAAUGAAGAAUAGCAUUUUUUUCCAGUUAUGGCUGCAUGGAGCAGGGACAGGGCCUUAUCUUUAGGUGACUCAUCCUCCCUUUCCUGCUUAACUGAAGCUCAAACCCUAGCUGCUGCUGAAGACUGAUCUCCAUGGAUGGAUUCUGAUUCUGAGCCAAAGAGUCUCCAAGGCUGUGAAACAGGAAGAGAGAGACCAGAAGUAGCUAGCAGACAGCAAAAUUGCCCUGGAAAAGCUUAGCUUGAUCAGUGGAACACCAAGACCAUUAAAAAGGAUAAAUUAUUAAUACCUCUGGAGGGAAGAACAAUGAACCAUAAAGUCAAUUCCUCAGCUUCCUGAAUAGUAAUGCCAUAGCUGGUGCACUAUGGAACAAGAAUCAAAGCAGGAUGGUUCUAUCCCAGUUAGAAAAUCAGCUUCCCUGCUUAAAACAUGCACCCCAAUUGUGGGGAAGCUCUUUUUUGGGGGAAAGCUGUUUGUUGUUUGUGAGAAAGUGGUAUUUUGUAUGUGAUUUGAUACUAGAAUGGCGUCUCUUGUGAUGACAGGAGAUUGCCUUGCACUUGCUUCUCUUGGCAGUGUGGUAUUUAAGGUGUGUUCUAGUAUCUCUGUGUUUCUUGUUGGCCUGGGUUCCUUCUGUGUCACCUGCUGAUCCAGUCAGAAUUGCAUGCUACAUUGAUAAGACAAAAUGAGGGUAAAGAAAUGCACAAUGUAUAGGUGUUUUUAGUGAAAUGUAUAUUCAUCCCAUACUACAACAUAAGAGCGAGGAUUUACCUGUUCGUUGCAUGUAGCUUACUUCCAAGUGUAUGACUAUUCUUGUGUCAGGGUAUUUAAGCUGCAGUUUUGGACCCUCCCCAAGUGGGGAGAGGCAGGCAGAAAAGACAUUGCACAAACAGCUGCACUGGGGUAUGUGGAGCCCCAGCCCAGCUCGAUGCCAGCAGCAGGUGCACACGUGCAAUGAGCUGUGCUGGGGCUCAAUGGAUCCUGGAGCAGCCAUUUGCAGCUUCCCAGCUGCCUGCCACAGCCAGCCUCAGACCCCAGUGCAGCUACCUGCAAACUCCCCACCUCCUGUUGCAAGCAUCCCCUCCCUGGUUCUCCUCUUCCAUUGCCAGGUGGGGUCCUAGGGCAAGCCAGGCUGGGCCUGUGAGGCCAGGGGCCUCUAUUCCCUGCCCCUGGAUCUAGGCACAGCAGCCUCUGUCACUGUCAAGCCUCUCACACAGGGGGGAAGGGGGAUGGGAGCCCCCCCCUCCACUGCCUCAUGGGCCCACCCCAGCUCCCCCUGAACCCACAGCAGGGGUAGUUGGAUGGUGAUCUGUGCAGCAUGGAGCCUCUGUUCCCUCCCCUCCCUUCAGCCACUGCUGCCAGCUGACUGGGAGGGGCAUGGCUGGGGAAAGGGAUGGUUGGGCAGCCUCCUGGGAGGCUGCUGGAGUGCCCUCCUCUGCUGGCCUGGGCCAGUGCAGACAGGCUUAGAGCCCCCCUGACAAGCUGACUUUAACUCACGGUGCUUUGUGUAAAGUGACAUGAGUUAGAGUGCGCCCCCCAACAAGCUGCCUAAACUUCUGUGCGCAGAUUUAGUUUCUGAUUUUGCAGACCUGCAGGACCAUGCCUUGUUACAGUAAUUUUGGGUGGCUCCUGGAGCUCUUAAUCCCUGGGUUGUUCAAACAUUUAUGCCUUAAAGUGUGUUUAAACACUCUUUAUGCAGCUCAAAGUUACACCACUCCAGGAAAGAAUUAUCUCUGUGUUAACCAGUUCCUGUUCCAUUAAAGUGUGGCCAUUCCCUGCAGAUGUGCCACCCAAGUUGAAGUCUUUCAUUAUCCCAGGAUCUCUCACCACCACUAUCCUACCUCCCAUGUCCCCUACCUUUAGAGCAGGGAUAGAAGCCAGUCCUGGCUCACCAGCCUUCUAGUGGCAACUCACAGCUACAUCUCCUAGUCCUACCCCUGCUCACCAGUGGCAAGUCACAGCUCUGCAGGUGAGGGGCAGUCAGAGGUCUAGACUAAGGGUGUAACUGCUCCAAACACCAGGUUAGUACUAACACUGAUCAGCAUUUGUUCAGCUCACAGCGUAAAGUGUAACAAGGCCUUUGACUCACUUCUGACACCACAUGCAGUGAGCAGGCAUCAAGAGAGAACCAGGACAGGACCUCAUUCCUCCCUACUUGCUAUUAGGGGUGCGUGAAGCAGGCCCUAUUCAAUUUGGAUUAGGAUUUGGCCUGAAUCAAGGACAGUGAUUUGAUUUAUUGAUUUGGAUUACUGUCCCUGAUUCAAUUUAGCUGAAUCUGAAUCUGACGAUUCGAUGCUGAUUCCGAGAAUCAGCGAUUCGGGCAAAGACACAGCUUUAAACAUUUUUUCUACAUACCUCGAGGUACCAGCAUGGCUUGUGAACGCUGCGAUGCUGGGGUGGAUGGAGUGUCCCACAUUAGCGUGGGGGGGCCCACGUGCUCAGCAACAAACCUGGAAGUGGACCAAAAGUACUUUCGGUCCAUUUCUGGGUCCGCUGGGGAGCAUGCGGGGGGCCCCCCACAUCCUCCGACCAGCUCAGUGAUCAGCCGCGGGGGUCUCCAGGUGCCCCCCCCAGACCCAGGAAACACCAGUCACUGAGCCGGAGGGGUGUGGGGGGGCCCCCGGCGUAUUCUCUGGUGGACCCAGAAGUGAACCAGAAGCACUUGUGGUCCACUUCUGGGUCUGCUGCCAAACAUGCUGGGGAGCUCCUCGCACUCCUGUGGGACGCCCCAUGUGCCCCAGCAUCGCAGCACUCACGAGCCACCUGAUACUUUGAGGUAGGUAGAAAAAACAUUUAAAGCUGCAUCUAUGUCCAAAACACCAAAUUUUUCUGAAUUGAUUAGGAAGGUUCCAAUUCAAUUCAGAGAGAUUAAAGGAUCCUCUGAUUCAAUUCAGAUUCAGAGAUUCGGCCACCAAAUCAGGCCAAAUCUCCGCCAAAUUGAAUCAGGGACCGAAGCUUCGCACAGCCCUACUUGCCAUUCCCUCAUAUCAAACACUUCUUGGAAGUCCCGUUGUCUACAUACCCUUCUACUGCAGUGUUCUUUAUUGGGAAGGCUUUAUCAUAACCCCUGCACUCCUGGCAUAAAGCGGGUGUAUCUGUGGCCAUCCCUACUGGCUGCAUCUGCUCCCUGUUUUUACCUUGGGAGAGGCAGCUCCAAGUUAGUGAAGGAUUCUUCUGCAAAGCUCUGGGGCAUUUAGGCAAAUCAGUAUUUCUGCAUCUCACCUGGAAGUGCCACUGUAAAACCCACCCCACCCGCUCACUCCCACUCCAUGCAUCCCAGCUCCCAUCACUGAGGCAUUACAUCAGAGCUACCUUAGAAUGGCUCUGAGCAUGUGCCCCACACUGCUCUUGGCACACAGUUGGGCUGUAGCAGAAAGCCUCCUUUUCUUCUUGCCUGCAUUUGCUCUCCCCUCUUUGGAUAUGUUUCUCUUUUUCUACCUUUUCUUCCUUCCUCUCUCUUUCACUUUAAGAUAAGGAAUUGUGUUUUAAAAUUUGUAUGUCUGCAUUUUGUAUCUCCCCUUGUAGUUUGGUAUUUUUAUAUAUUUGUGUGCCAUGGCAUUUGUAGCUUAUAUUUUAUACUCCUCACCUUUCAACUUUCAAUUGAAUGUAUUUAGUUUCAUAAGUAAGUUAUACAUUGUAACAAUGUUAACAAGGGCAGGAUCAAACUGCCCUUCCCUGUAUCAGGCUGGCCCCUGAAAGAGCUUGAAUGUGUAACACUGUAGCAGCAGGCAGCAAUUAACACCUGGAAAGCUGCAGAUCAGCCAAGGGAAGAACUCAAUAGAAGACAAUGUAACAACCGGGAAAUCUCUAAAAGUCACUGAUCAAGGGCUAGAAGGGACCAACUUUUGGGCUGAAUAUCUCCAGAUCGACCACUCCCAGAGCCCUAUUCAAAAUUCAUCAACAGACUCCCAAACCUGCACAUUCACGCGGACGACCCCUGGGGCUGACAGAUGCCGUCCAGUAGCCACCGAGGGGGGGAAGUCCCACAAGGGUCAAUGACCCCUGGAUUGGGCAAACCUGAAAACUGGGGAGUCACCAAAGUCUGCAAAGGACAGAUAAAAGGCAGUGAAAAGUGACCCUCAGUGGCAACCUCUCGAUCUCCAACUCGACCAGACCUGUCCAGCCAGAAGGACCAGCCGGCGACCCCCUUCUGGAAGAUAACACCAUGCUGAAAGAAGCCUCAACGACAGACUCCAGCUCUUAUAGGAUAGGUAAACCUGACUCUGUAGCCUGCUACUGUGUGUGUGUAUGUGUGUGCAUGUGUGUGUGUGUGGGGACCGGCCCCAAGGUUUAUGAUUACAGUUUUUCAAUCCGCCUAAUAAACUAGAAUUUUAAGGA
This is a messenger RNA of Alligator mississippiensis (American alligator), 6842 nucleotides long. It is a transcript of the gene STING1, whose product is annotated as stimulator of interferon response cGAMP interactor 1. Gene Ontology annotation, molecular function: cyclic-di-GMP binding; 2',3'-cyclic GMP-AMP binding. NCBI's taxonomy places the organism in Eukaryota, Metazoa, Chordata, Crocodylia, Alligatoridae. Gene Ontology annotation, cellular component: endoplasmic reticulum membrane; autophagosome. Gene Ontology annotation, biological process: positive regulation of macroautophagy; reticulophagy; activation of innate immune response. The record is from RefSeq and is a predicted model, not a curated record. The transcript is spliced from 7 exons. Bases 344 to 1498 code for a protein of 384 amino acids.